CGCGCGGAUGACGCAGGGCGCCGGGGAGGCGGCGGGGCCAUGGAAUCCGCGGCCAAGGGCGGCUACGUCCUCUCCAACCUCGCCGAGGUGGUGGAGCGCGUCCUCGGCUUCCUCCCCACCAAGGCGCUCUUGCGCGCCGCCUGCGUAUGCCGGCUAUGGAGGGAGUGUGCCCGGCGGACGCUGCGGACGCGGCAGCGAAUCGCGUGGGUGUCGGCACUGGAGCCGGGCCCCGCCGAGAACCACGCGUUGGUGCGCGCGCUGGCCCACGAGCUCGAGAAGGUGCACGUACUGCCCCAGACCGUGCUCUACAUUGCCGACACAGAGACCUUCAGUGGGCAUGAGGAGUGUCACGAGCAAAAGAAAGCCAGAAAAAGAAACAGUAAAGAAACAGCACUCGCACUUGAAAAGUUGUUGCCAAAGCGAUGCCAGGUUCUUGGACUGGUCACCCCAGGGAUUGUAGUUACCCCGAUGGGUUCAAGCAGCAAUCAGCCUCAAGAAAUUGAAGAGGGCGAAGCUGGGUUUGCUCUGUUGUUUCCCAAAAUUGAUGGGGUGAAAAUUCAUACCUUCCAUUUUUCUAAAGACGUGAAGAACAGGGUCUUUGAUGAAAGUAAAUUUGCUGAAGCAGGUCUGAAGAAUAACCCAGAUCUCCGUGUUGUUCUUCUGUUUGGCUACAACUCCUGGAAGACUGGAGCUACUCGAUUUCUUCAUCAAAUAGUCAAUCCAUUGAAUGAGAAAAGUAUCAUCCUGGCUGGGGGACAAGUGGAGAGCUUUACAUCACUGACCUCUGAGAACAGCCACGCGCAGCCCGGCGAUGCCUGUGGCGUGGUUGGCUUGGCUUUCAGCGGUGCCCAGAUCCAGAGUGCCACUGUCCUGCUAGACCAGGACGUGGCCGAUGAGAGGACAGCAGAAGCGGCCAUGCAGCGCCUCAAAGCAGCAAACAUCCCCGAGCACAACACCAUUGGCUUCAUGUUUGCCUGUGUUGGCAGAGGAUAUCGACAUUACAAAACCAAAAGGAAUAUGGAAGCAGAUGCAUUUAGGAAGUUUUUUCCAAAUGUCCCCCUCUUUGGCUUCUUUGGACAUGGGGAAAUAGGAUGUGAUCGAAUAGUUACUGGGAAUUUCGUAUUAAGAGAAUGUAAUGACAUAAAGGAUGACCUGCUCCAUGGUUAUACUACUGUUAUGACUCUUAUUCACCUUGGUUCAACUAAAGCAAACCAAGCAUAAGUAAAGUUUAAUGCUUCAGUGAACUGUUUGUUUCAUUCCAGAGAGCUGAGAAGUCUGGAAGAGUGGACAUCUUGCAGUCAAAGCUCCUUCCAAAAUGUAAACAUCAUUUUGGUAAUUAUUGAGUCUUGUAGUUUGCUAUAAUAUCUGUGAGAAAGCCUUGAGUUUUCUGUAAUCCCCUGUACACAUCAGAAUUGCAGGAAAUUAUAUUUGAUGGAAUUCUGCAACUGAAGAAAGCCUCUUUCUUCCAAAAUGAAAAUGGUUUCUACAAAUCACAGAAUAUGCUGAAUUGGAAGGGACCCAUCAGAAUCACUGAGUCCAGCUCUUGACCCUGAACAGGACACCCCAAGAAUCCCACCAAGUGCCUGAGUGUAUGCUCCAAACUCUUCUUGAGCUCAGGCAGGGCUUUGUGCUCUGACCGCUUUCCUGGGGAGCCUGUUCCAGUGCCCAGUCACUCUGGGUGAAAAACUUUUUCCUGAUACCAGUCUAAAGUUCCCUGGCUCAGCUUCGUGCUGUUCCCUCGAGUUCUGUCGCUGGUCAUGAGAGAGGAGAGAUGCUGAAGACCGCAGUGAAGUCUCCCCUCAGUCUCCUCCAGGCUGAGCAAACCAAUUGUCCUCAGCCACUCCUCAUAAGGCUUCCCCUCCAGAUCCUUCACUUCCUCAUGGCAUUCCUCUGGACCUCCUCUAAACUUCAUGUCUUUUUUAUAUUGAGGUGUCCAAAACUGCCCCAAGGGCUGGAGACUGCCCCAGUGCAGAGCAGAGCAGGACAAUCCCCUCCCUGGCCCAUCAAUGACAAACCCAAACCCAAAUGUAGAAAGUAAAUUCUUUGAUGUGCUCUGUGUAUGUAAAGCACUCUAGGAAAACUACUGAUGCAUUAAAUCUACCAUUUACUGGCUUUUAUUUCUAGAGAGAUGCCGAACUUUCCCAGAGUACUAUUUACAAAGCUGAACAGUUUUAUUAGAUAAUAUCAAUGAAAAUCGUUACAGAAAAGUAACAAAGUACUUGUUAAAUAAAGAUAGAAGUAUGUCAAAAUACCUUGCCUUCUAUUCUUAGAGAAAAGCUCUGAUUUAAAGAUGUUGUCCAGCUAAGAAUACAGCUGGGCUCAGCACCUUGGACUGAAUUUCAGUUGCUUAACUGUGUGGUUCAGAAUAUAGUAGUGGUUGCCUCUUCUGUAGUGUGAUUACAAUCUUUUAAAUCCAGAAUGCUUAGAAAUAAUUUAUCUACCUAAAUUUCUUUAGGAAGCUUUUUCUUUUUAGUUUGGAACUGUGGGACACACAAAAUCUGGCUAUAUUAUAUUUGAACAGAGACUUUAAGAUUUGUGCUUCUGUUUUUCCUAUGCUUUUACAUCACUCACCUGUUCUGAUUGCUGCAGCUGGCAUGCAGUAUCAAGUAAGUAAAUUCAGCAUAGUCUCAGUAUAGCUAAUAAUAUAUUUGCUGCUUUUUGAAUUGUUUCCUCCCUUUUAUUUUCAAUUAGUAAUAGAAUGACAAGAAAAUAAGAUUAAUUUUGCACCAUAUCACCAGAUUUCUAAAUGCAAAAUCAGGCAGCUGGCCCAUUUUCAGUGUAGUAAAAAGAAAAUACUUACCUGUAUGUUGUACAACAAAGUAAUAUUUUUUGCUUUAAAUGUACCAAGGAAAACUUCAGUUAGCAACUUUAUGCUCAAGUCUAGUUAAAACUUUUCCUGAACUUGGCCUGACAAGCUUUAGUAGGGAUGUGUCUGUCCUGGGCAUUAACUGUUGGUGUCAGUGUGUGCUGAGCACAGGCAGCACUUCCCCGUGGCUGUACUGAUGAUGGUUUUUUAAUUAGAAGGUAGGACGAGCUCUGAAUUCCCAGUGGCCAGCUGUGGAUGGGAGAUCAGUAAGCGUGGGUGUGACUUGGAAAACAUUCAAUUAUUUCAUUUAGAAGGCAAAGUGUGGAGUAUGGUUGAAUUUUCAGAGAAGCCCUUGGUGGGAGGUGACUGUGUUACUGUAGCAUAACCAGAAUGUCCCAUUUGGCCCUUGGUGUCUGCAUAACCUUCAUGUUGACCAGGACAGGAAGGAGAUGUUUUGUUUCUGAAAUGCAGGUAGGAUUCCUGGUGCUGUCAGCCAUGCUGACCAGCCUAGGAAGGGUAGUGGUUGCUGCGUUAGAGCAGUUGAUCAACCAUGUGUCCUCAGCAGCACUGCAGACUCAGCCUGAAGGUCACAGGAGUUGAUGGUGAGCUCAGACAAUGGCACAGCUAAACCAGAACUGCCAGGGUGAUGUGCAGGACACAGGCAGCAUGUCCUGGAGCUGAGGAACCUUCAGAGGUAAACACACUACAGGACAGGGGGUGGAGGGGUAGGGAGUCUUUUUCAGAAUCCAGGAAUCCUCUGCAGCAUGAAGUGUGGAGAUGAGCCCAAAGUACCCUAGAAGCAUGCACAUGGCUGGAACCACGACACUGUCCCAACCACAUCAUGCCUUCCAUGUCAUGGGGAAGUGCUGUAAGUGAUGAAACUGCAACAUCUGUGAUUAAAGUGCUUUGCUAUCUAAAUUCA
This is a messenger RNA of Catharus ustulatus (Swainson's thrush), 3728 nucleotides long. RefSeq names its product F-box protein 22 (gene FBXO22). The record is from RefSeq and is a predicted model, not a curated record. Lineage: Eukaryota; Metazoa; Chordata; Aves; Passeriformes; Turdidae. The transcript has 7 exons. Gene Ontology annotation, molecular function: protein binding. Gene Ontology annotation, biological process: regulation of skeletal muscle fiber development; positive regulation of proteasomal ubiquitin-dependent protein catabolic process; protein polyubiquitination. The coding region runs from base 40 to 1221 and encodes 393 amino acids.